UACAUUCUCUGGGGUCAAGGUGACAUCAAGGUUUGAACGAUCUAUGCAGUAUGAGUCAGUGAACAGUGCCCGAGCGCAGCGGUGGUGGUGCGAUUUCAGGAUGUCCCCGGCAGCGUCGUUCGGCGAGCGAUGGGCCUUAGACAACUUGACAAGGAAAGCCUCACCAGAAGAGCUCCUCACCCUUGAUCUUAUACUCAAUUGCUGUAGUGGAGAUGAGACAGAAGCAUCGAAAAGAGCGAGAAAAUAUUACACAGCUCGAGGGCCUGGUGGACUCACUGAGUUAUGGCAUCGGCGGCGACCUGACGAUGAAGAUAUAUUGUCUAGCUGUCAAGAUGUAUACAUAGUACCUCUACGCACCCGCAGCGCUGAAGGUAGACGACUGACAUUUGUCAAACUACCCGCACCUACAGCGCUAAACAAACCACUUUCUCCAAAAGCGUUGUUAGCAAGAUGGCUCAUGAUAUUGGACAUAAGGUUAAGAGAUGAUCCAACUCCAGGUGAUGAAGUAGUGAUGAUAGACGUAUGUGACCUGCAACCCGCGCAUCUCAAAAGCCACUUCAAAGGGAGUUAUUGGAAAGAUUUCGCUUGGUGUAUGAAGUCGGCGUACCCUCACCGAUUUUCAGAAAUCCAUAUCAUCAAUACACAGAAGCUUAAAACUAUAACCGUCCUACUCUUACACAUGAGUUUUUACCCCUGGCGACGUAUCAUCCGAUCACACGCAGGUGAAGAUGGUAUUAACAAUUUUAUGAACGACUACUUCCCGCCUGAAGGUUUACCUCAUGAAUACGGGGGGAAAGCUGGUGUUAUGAAAGAUCUCAAUGAUGAAUGGACAAAGAAACUUCUACUAAAUUCAAAAUGGCUCCAAAUCGAAGAGCAAAAGUUCUACCAAACGGAAUUGAAACCAGACAAACGUCGUCAGAAUAGAAGUCUUCGAAAUCUUCUUAGUAUAAGUUCUUAUGAUAUAUCUCGGAGUCAGUCCUGCAAAUCGUUGGAUAAUGACCUUGAGGAGGGUCCCUAUGGGGCGUAUAGGAGUCUGACAGUAGAUAAAACUUUUUACAUAUAGACUUUUCCCUUUUUAACUGAAAUUGUACUACAUACAAAUUACAUGAGUGUAAAUAAAAAAAAUAAGGAAACGAAAUUAACUAAAUUAAAACGGAGUAUUUAAACACUUAAUUACGAUAAACACGUAUCUAAUCAAUACUUUCUAUUCAAUUUACAAGUGUGAUAAUAGCAACAAUUUAUUAUUAUACUUUUAAAAAUAACGUAACCUAUUUUAAUUAUGAAUAAAUCAAUAGUUUGCAAAAUAAUACUUGUCAAAGCUGGCGACUCAAAGUGAGUUUUGGCUUCCAAAACAAGAGAACGUCCACCAUCAGAAUAAUAUAUCGUUAAGGGAUCAAGCAAAUGCAUCAGGGUCAACUGUAUUCGAUUAAGAUUGGUCAAAACGCAGUGUUCACAACCUGAAGCCAGGCAGUUGUCGUAUCAGGGCCGUAAAAUUAUCGUAUAUGUGAUCCAUAUACGAUAAAUUAUCAUACAGUCAGGAAAAUGGCUAAAAAUACUUUAAAAAAUCAUAUGAACCGUGAAAAAAAAAUGUUGCAAACGAUUUAUAGUUUAAAUCUUGUAAACUUGUGUUUUUC
Pieris napi is the source of this 1634-nucleotide messenger RNA. RefSeq lists its product as uncharacterized. NCBI's taxonomy places the organism in Eukaryota, Metazoa, Arthropoda, Insecta, Lepidoptera, Pieridae. The coding region runs from base 44 to 1063 and encodes 339 amino acids. Gene Ontology annotation, molecular function: phosphatidylinositol bisphosphate binding. The record is from RefSeq and is a predicted model, not a curated record. The transcript has 6 exons. Gene Ontology annotation, cellular component: membrane.